AUGUUUGGCCUGUGUUUAGUAUUUGUUGUGCUUAGCACGUUACAUUUAACAUUGGCAAAUGAUGAUCCAUCUCUCAAUCAAUUUCGCGGUCAUAUUUUAAAAAACAAUGGAAAAUAUGAAAUAGUUACAUCAUU
Molecule: messenger RNA, 134 nt
Organism: Adineta steineri
Lineage: Eukaryota; Metazoa; Rotifera; Eurotatoria; Adinetida; Adinetidae
Source: the annotation of a GenBank genome assembly